AUGGCUCGUGAUCGUCUUGCGGCCAUGAGGGCCCAGCAGGCCGGUGGGUACGGAGGCUACGGAGGAGGUAACAAUGGCUACGGCGAUCACUCUUAUCCUACACAACAACAAGGCGCUCCCCAGGCUGGCUAUGCUCAACCACAGCAAGGUCACCCUCAACAAGGCUAUGCCGCACCACAACAACAGCAGGGUGCAUACAACGCCUACGAUCAAGGCGGAUACGCCGCCCAACCUCAGCAGCAGACUGGGUACGGCCAGAUGCCUCAAGCCCAAUCCCAAGACGCUUAUGCUGGCGGCAACGCAUACGAAAUGCAAAACGUAACCUCGGAGAAGUCUGCGGGAGAUAUGAACUCUUUCUUCUCUGACAUCUCCGAAAUCCAAGACACCAUCCGUUUGAUCGAUGAAAACGUCAACAAGAUCUCCGACCUUCACUCUCGUUCACUUAACAACAUGGAUGAAGCUUCUGCUCAGUAUGCUGAGCAACAGCUCGCUUCCAUUCAACAGGAAACUUCUUCGUUGACUAGUGGUGUCAAGAACCGAAUCAAGCUCUUGCAGACUCAAACCAACAGGGUUCCGCCUGGUGGGGACAAGAAUGUGAGGAACACCCAGAUUGGUGCGGUUAAGAACAGGUUCAAGGAAAGCAUCCAACGCUAUCAGCAGGUGGAACAGAAUUACAGGCACAAGUAUAGGGCCAGAGCAGAGAGACAGUUCAGGAUUGUCAAGCCUGAUGCUACCCAGCAAGAAAUCAAGGCUGCAUUGGAUGAUGACCAGAAUGGUCAAAUCUUCUCCCAGGCACUACUCAACUCGAAUAGACAUGGUGAAGCCAAGGGCGCCUUGCGCGAGGUUCAGGAGCGUCACGAGGAUAUCAAGCGAAUCGAACGCACCAUUACUGAACUCGCACAGCUGUUCAACGAGAUGUCCAUCCUGGUCGACGAACAAGAUGACGCGCUCAACGUGAUCCAAGAACAAGGUCAACAAGUCGAAACAGACAUGUCCCAAGGCCUGCAACACACUCACAAGGCGGUGGAUUCGGCAAGGAAAGCAAGGAAGAAGAGAUGGAUCUGUCUCUGGAUCAUCAUUAUCCUCAUCAUCGUCAUUGCGGCCGUGGUGGCGGCGGUCAUUUGCACAAGGCCGGGUAACUGUGGGAUGAGUAAUGGAAACGAUAACAGGGUUGCUAGAAGGUCGUUGGUUGAAAGAAGUGUUCAUGCUGCACAUGGAUAUGUUAUGCCUCAGAAGAGGGCGACUGCCAUCUUGUUGCCUGACUUGGGCAUCUAA
Ustilago hordei is the source of this 1275-nucleotide messenger RNA. RefSeq lists its product as uncharacterized. The record is from RefSeq and is a predicted model, not a curated record. NCBI's taxonomy places the organism in Eukaryota, Fungi, Basidiomycota, Ustilaginomycetes, Ustilaginales, Ustilaginaceae. Gene Ontology annotation, cellular component: endomembrane system; SNARE complex; plasma membrane. Gene Ontology annotation, molecular function: SNARE binding; SNAP receptor activity. The coding region runs from base 1 to 1275 and encodes 424 amino acids. Gene Ontology annotation, biological process: intracellular protein transport; exocytosis; vesicle fusion. The transcript is spliced from 2 exons.